UGGUGAUUCCGAAUAUAUAUAUUUGCUGGAGAUGACCGCUUUUUGGAGCUCCCUCGCAAGAGGAAGUAGGAGAAAUUGAAGAGAUCAAAGAAGUUGAGGAAGAAGAUCCUAGAAAGUCUUCUGGACCUUUACCAUUACGGUAAUCCCUUUGUCUGCGUGCCCCCUGUAGGGGCAAGGCCGGGUCUGCUUCGCGUGCCUGGUAGCCUGUCUUUUACUCCCGGAUAGCUCCCAUGCCUCCUGCCGUCCCUUUCUCCUGACAGCUCCAUGCCUCUUCCACUCCUGACAACCUCUUUGCACCUACGUUACCUCCUUCCCCUUUUAUCCCCUAGUGACUUGGUGGGCUAGGCUUGGCCAUAUAUUUUUACCCCCCUUCACAAACUGCAUGUAUAGGAUCCUUCUUUUGAAACGAUUUUUAUUUUUAUUUUUUAAUGGAUCAAUCGAACUCGAAGACUCGUUCCACGAAGGAUGGAGUCAUGGAGAUCAUAUAAGUUCUCCGUUUCUCGUGCAUACGACGCCAUUUCCAUCUUUCCCGAGCAAGUGUCCCUCCUGCGAGUCUGCGACUCUGAAUUAGCAUUUACGUUCACAAUUCACACACUCAGCACAUAUUAACCCACUAAUUAUUUACUUAAAUUUAAAGAACUUGUGGGAUGCGUACCAUAAUCAACAUGCUUGACCAAAAUUAUUUACUAGGUAAACAUGUAUCUAUGGUGUGUUCCCUUUAACAUUUCUAAGCCAAUAAUUGCGAACUGAAAAAGUUUAUGGCUGUAAACAUUGCCGACAUUUUUUGGGGGGAAAAAGAAGGAUGAUUGAGCUUUUGAGAUGGGUUCUCAUCAAUCGCUUUGAAGAUUUUUGACCCGGGUUUUCAUCAAUCUCUUUCAAUACCGCUUUUUAAGCUGGCAAGGGGGGGCAACUGUCGGUGCCAAUCCUUUCGUUUGAUACAACCCUUUAGCAUUACCUUACCUUCUUACCCUUCCUCUCCCUCUCACUAUUCUUGUUUCAUUUAUGCCACUACAUGUGUCAGUCAGAGGUUCAGGUUUCCCAGCUUUCAAAAUUCGCAGUACUGCUACUGUUUCAUUUGGAAUGCCCACCCAGAACAUGGGGUGGGGCCAUGGAAGUGUACAACUUGCUAGUGGGUUACCUGAUUUCCCUGACAUUCGAUUUUCAUGCAACUGUACAAGCGUUUCUUCGAUAUAAUUUAUAUGGUUGCUGUUUUGUCGAGCAUUUCCAGUUCUUACCUAAGUUGCUUUGAUUUCAGAUUUGAUGUUGAGCUUCUGCAUGUUGAGGUCACGGUAGAAGGGUGGUGGUUUUUCGUUCAGAAAAAUGAUGAGGGGAAGAGCUGAUGAAAACCAAAAGAAGCGGUUGGUUACUUUGAUAUUAGCUUUAGUGAUCUUUUGCGGUUUUCUUUACGUGUAUUCUCGCAAAGACGGUUCCUCUGCUUUAGAAUAUGGCAGUAAAUCUUUAAAAAAAUUUGGUUCUUCUUAUUGGAGUGGGGAUGAUGAUGCUGAUGAAUCUUCCUUCAAACCUGGUGAAGAUGGAGAGGAUGCUGUCAUGCUAAAGAGCAUUCCAGUUUGUGAUGAUCGACUGUCGGAGUCGAUUCCUUGCUUAGACAGAAAUCUCAUAUACCAGACAAGGUUGAAGCUGGAUCUGCUCCUGAUGGAGCACUACGAGAGACAUUGCCCACUUCCCGAGAGACGCCAUAAUUGUUUGAUUCCUCCUCCACCAGGGUACAAGAUACCAAUCAAAUGGCCAAUAAGCAGAGAUGAGGUAUGGAAAGUAAAUAUACCUCAUACCCACCUGGCAACUGAGAAGUCUGACCAGAACUGGAUGACUGUCAAAGGUGAAAAGAUUUCCUUUCCUGGAGGUGGAACUCACUUCCAUUAUGGAGCUGAUAAGUACAUUGCAUCAAUUGCUAAUAUGCUCAACUUUCCAAAUAAUAAUUUGAACAAUAUGGGAAGCAUCCGGACAGUCCUUGAUGUUGGCUGUGGAGUUGCCAGUUUUGGAGGAUACCUGCUUUCCUCUGAUAUUAUUGCAAUGUCAUUAGCACCGAAUGACGUUCAUCAAAACCAGAUCCAGUUUGCCUUAGAGAGAGGAAUUCCUGCAUAUCUUGGUGUUUUAGGCACAAAGAGACUCCCUUGGCCAAGUAGAUCUUUUGAACUUGCGCAUUGUUCCCGCUGUAGGAUUGAUUGGAUUCAAAGGGAUGGCAUCCUUCUUCUUGAGCUGGAUAGGUUACUUAGACCAGGAGGUUAUUUUGUCUACUCAUCUCCGGAAGCCUAUGCACAGGAUGAAGAGGAUCUGAGAAUAUGGAGAGAAAUGAGUGGCCUUGUGGAACGCAUGUGCUGGAAAAUAGCUGCUAAAAGGAAUCAAACUGUUAUUUGGGUCAAGCCCCUGACUAAUGAUUGUUACAUGGAAAGAGAACCCGGGACCCAACCUCCCCUCUGCAGAUCCAAUAAUGACCCAGAUGCUGUGUGGGAUAUACAUAUGGAAGCUUGCAUCACACCUUACACCGAAUACAACCAGAGAGCAAGAGGAAGUAGUUUGGCUCCGUGGCCAGCUCGAUUAAUAACUCCACCCCCACGUCUAGCUGAUUUUGGAUAUUCUAAUGAAAUGUUCGAAAAGGACACAGAAGUUUGGCAACAAAGAGUAGAGAAUUACUGGACUCUUUUGAGCUCGAGGAUCGACUCUGACACUCUGAGGAACUUGAUGGACAUGAAGGCAAACAUCGGUUCAUUUGCGGCUGCUCUGAAGGACAAAGAUGUAUGGGUCAUGAAUGUGGUGCCAAAAGAUGGACCUAACACUCUUAAGAUAGUGUAUGAUAGAGGCUUGAUAGGCACGGUUCAUGACUGGUGUGAAGCCUUCUCAACCUACCCACGAACUUAUGAUCUACUUCAUGCUUGGACUGUCUUCUCUGAUAUUGGAAGGAAAGGCUGCAGUGUCGAGGACCUAUUGAUCGAGAUGGAUCGGAUGCUUAGACCGAAAGGUUUCGUUAUUGUCCGUGAUAAGAAAUCAGUGGUGGAGUUCAUAAAGAAGCAUCUCCAAAUGUUACACUGGGAGGCAGUGGCUACAACUGAUGCAGGCCGAGAUGCGUUGCAAGAAGAGGAUGAUACAGUUUUGAUCAUCCGAAAAAAGAUGUGGCUUACAAGUGAGAGCCUCAGGGAGUUGGAAUAGCGUGAAACAUAGUCAUGCAUGGCUACUGAGAUGACCCUAACAGUGCUUACCCACAUUAUAUUCAUAAUGUAAAUAGGGGAGAAAUUCUGGAAGAGCUUGCAUGUUCAGUCAUCUCUCCAUUUUCUUAGUCAUCUUUCGAUCGGACUAAAACAUUAUAUUUUACUUGUGAACCUAUCAUCUAAUGCAACAUCAUAAAAUGUUAAGAAAA
Molecule: messenger RNA, 3373 nt
Organism: Carya illinoinensis
Lineage: Eukaryota; Viridiplantae; Streptophyta; Magnoliopsida; Fagales; Juglandaceae
Product: probable methyltransferase PMT3
Exons: 9
Coding region: 1321-3165 (614 amino acids)
Cellular component (GO): trans-Golgi network; cytoplasm; endosome
Molecular function (GO): methyltransferase activity
Source: RefSeq, a predicted model, not a curated record